Messenger RNA from Ctenopharyngodon idella (grass carp), 3335 nucleotides. Its product is annotated as zinc finger matrin-type protein 1-like. Bases 102 to 1919 code for a protein of 605 amino acids. Lineage: Eukaryota; Metazoa; Chordata; Actinopteri; Cypriniformes; Xenocyprididae. The transcript is spliced from 7 exons. The record is from RefSeq and is a predicted model, not a curated record. Gene Ontology annotation, molecular function: zinc ion binding; nucleic acid binding.
CGUAUAUCACCUCCCUUAAUAUCUUAGCCAUUGCCAUGUAGAGCUCUUUGGCAUUUUAGCUAAAACUGCUUCAGUUUUGAUUUAUUUCCAGGUUUAAAGAAAUGUCCGAGCUUAAAGCUAGUGUAUCGUGUUCUCCGCAGUGUGCGGAAACAGACAAUAUCAAAAAUACAGACGAUAUCAAUCCAGAAACAGUACAAAACACUAACACCAAUAUUUCUCAGGUUGAAGAAGGGUCUCAGAGUGACAGUGAUUUUCUCAAAGGCUUGUUGACGGAUAACUUCUGUCAUGUGUGUGAAGCAACCCUGAUUCACGAGUCCCAGAGAGUUUCUCAUUAUGAGGGGAAAAAGCAUGCACAAAGGGUCAGGAUGUACCUGAACAACAAAGCUAAAAUGAUCAAACCGAGCCAAGAAUGUGGAGGCUUGUUGAGAGGUCUGUCUGCAGAGAAGUUCUGCGAGCUGUGCAGCAUGGUGUUCAGCUCUCCCACUGUGGCCAAGUCGCACUAUGAGGGCAAAGUUCAUGCCAAGAACAUGAGAAAAACCAAUCCUCCACCACCUGGAGUGCCCGUCGUAGAAUCCACAUCUCCUGUUGCCCUCCCAUCAGUGAAUACUGUGCAAAAUCCAAUCAGUCAGGAGCAGAGCGACACUUCUGGUUUGGCUGAUCAAGAGAUUGACCUCAGUGAUCCCAACAAGUACUGUGCUCUGUGCAGUGCUUCCUUCAACAACCCUCUGGUUGCUCAGCAGCACUACAGCGGCCGGAAGCAUCAGCGGAACCAGUCCCGACAGGAAAUGCUGGACCAGAUGGGGGAACAGUCAGAACAUGUGAGCUCCCUGACUUGUCCGAUUUGCUGUCUGACGCUCAGCUCAAUAGAGAUGUACCAGGCACACAUGCAGGGUAACAAACACUUUGUCAAAGAGAAGAAAGUUAUUGAGCUGUGCAAAUCUCAGAAGAAAGUGUAUGACUCCUUCCAGGAUGAGCUGGCUGACUACAUCCAGGUGCAGAAGGCCCGGGGACUGGAGCCCAAAGCAGGGCUGGGCACUGUGGGACAAGCAAGCAAGGUUCUGGAUGAGAGUGCAACAGAAGGUUCACUGACAGGAGAAGAGAUACCUCAUCCUGGCCAGUUGAUACCCCACCCUGGCCAGUUGAUGCCACAUUUUCCGCCUCCUGGUUUCCCUCGACCUCACUGGCACCCACAAUUCCAGUCUCAGGUCCCUCAGUUUGGCUUUGGGGUGACUGGCCCUGUCCCACCCUAUCAGCCGGGAUAUAUACCACAUUCCCGUCCUCCAUUCAUACCUGGUCAACUAUAUAAAAAGGGGAGGAGCCCUGAUUCAUUUAGCUCCUCCUCAUUCUCAGGCUCCUCCUCCUACACUAGCAGCAGUAGUGACAGCAGCAGCAGUUACGACAGCAGAGAGAGGAGGAGACGGAAGAAGAAGAUGAGAAAGCACGGAAAGAGCAAAAGAGAUCAGGAGGAUGGGUCUGAUACGGAAAAGAGAGGAAGGGAAGGAGUAGCGGAACGAGGGGAAAGGAAAAAGAGGCGGAAGGGAGACAGGAGAGGAAGUGUAGAAGGAGAAGAUGAUAGAAAUAAGAAAUGGAAGGAGAGAAGAAAAAGAGAUAGAAGCUCUAGUGAAGAUGAGGAAAGCAGAAGUAAAAGAAGACAAAGCAAGAAAAGGAGGAGGCAUAGGGAUGGACAUCAUGAAAAGAGACAAAAAGAAGAGGAGCUCUUGGAGAAACAAGAAGUUGAAGUGCAAAAUGAGGAAGCACAGGGAAGGAUGGAGGAACAUGGGGAGGAAAGGACAGAAACAAAAGAUGGCAAACAAAAACAUAAAAAAGAGAAGAAAAAAGGAAAAGAGAAGACAAACCAAGAAGACAACAGGACAGAGGAGGAAAGGCUCUGGGAUGAGACUAUUCUUGGUGUUUUUUAAAGACUAUUCGAUGAUGGUUUGACAGUAUUGUUGUAAUAAAACUGCACGGGACCUCAGAAGAGCACUGAAAUCUCCUGGACCCAUCUCACUAUUUAUGCUCUCUGAAGAACUCUUAAGGCCUUUCUUUCAUACAGAAAUUCAUCUGCUCUCAAUUCCUUUUUAAAGGAUCAAAAAAUGACAAUUUUGUCAUCAUUUACUCACCCUCAUUUAUUUUCAACCCAUAGGACUUUCUUUUUUCACUGGAACACAAAAGUAGAUGUUUUGAAGAAUGUUCAUGGUACAUUUUGCCAAUGCAAUGGAAUGGAAGCUGUCAGUCUCCAAAAAUAUGUAGUCAAUACAACUUAUGCACUAUAUUCUGAAUUUUAGUGAGGUACAGAUCAAAAUUUAUGUUGAUAUUCACUUAAAAUAUUGAAAAUGAUUCCACAUAUUCAAACUUGCUGUGACACUCAAGAACCUACAGUGUUUGUCAAACACAAAGCUGUUAUAUUGUGUCAAAAGACUUCAUAUUGCAAGUGGUUUGAGCAACCUGGUACAUUUAAAAGAGCAGUGUAAACAUUAUUCUAAACCUCCUCUUUUGUGUUCCACAGAACAAAGGAAGUCAUACAAGUUUGGAAUGACAUGAGGGUGAGAAAAUGGUGUGAAAAUUGUCAUUCUAGGAUGAACUAUUCCUUUGAAUGCUCAGGACUACAGACUAUAUAGGAUGUCUCUAGAGCUGCACUUCUCUCUUGGAGAAAUCAGUAGAAAUUUUAUACCUUGUGAUGUGAUGCAAAAACACUACAUGAGCCAUCCACCCAUGUAUCCUUCAACUUGCUUCAGGCUUUUCAUCAAAUAAAUCCCUCUCACUGUUUAUAUCAGCAUAGAUAUAGUAUUUAUUGUUGAAUGUUUUCUAAAAAUCUCAUACAUGAACUUUUCCUUAUGUUCAUGACUUAUUAGAAGCAUUUCCACUUUUAGCCUCAAGGGGGUGCUGAUUGCCAGCAUGAACACUGUAUCUGGAUCAGCCUUGAAAUGCUUUUCAGACCCUGACUUUGUGUUCAAGAAAGACGUCAAUAAUGAACGUCAAGAAUAAAAUGGAGUUGUCUGAAUAGAGGUUAGAUUUGUAUAUUAUAAACAUUUCCCUGUAUCAGAAGAGCUGCAAUCCUUUGUUUUGUUGCAUUUCUGUGUGUGUGUGUGUGUGUGUGUGUGAAAGAGUAAUGUAACAUCAGCCUCAUUCGAUGCAGCAGCAGCAUACAGGAAUAUUUUUGUUUGCAGGUCUAACAGGUGCAGAAGUUGAAUGAGGACAAGACUACUCUGUUGACCUCUUUCUUGCAUAGAGCUGUAUUUCCCUUUUUGAGAGUUCAAACAAUUAUCACAAUCAAGAAAAAUUGUUGUGCUGCGUAUCUGAUAUCCAAUGGCCCCAUUAAACAAUUUUCAACUCAA